AUGAGUUUCGGAGUGAGUAAACCGGUCCUCUGGGUGCUGAUGGGUCUGGUGGCUGUCACAACUGUCUUCUUUAACGUCUACAUGUUUUUGAUGAGCCUGUGGAACAAGAAGGAGAAGAAGGUGAGGAGUCCCAGUGAGACGAUCGUCAUUGCUCUUGCAGUGGCCGACGUGUCACAUCAGCUGGUGUGCUACUUCUGGAUGACCAUAAAUGAGGUGGACAGCAAGUGCUACAUCGCCCAGGUGUUCUACACGAUCCUGCUGCUGCUGAUCUUCAGCUUCAAGUUCACCAUUAUCUGGGACACCAGCUUUCUCACCUUUUACUACAGCACCAAACUGGUGAGCUCACCCAACCACUGCUACAUGCAGAUCCAAGCUGCCAUCCUCAAGCACGUGACCCUAGCCGUUUUCAUCAUCCCAUUGUGCGGACUGGUCUUCUGCAUGCCGAUGCUGGUGCUGUUUCAUGCCAAAAACCACACCAUGAUCGAACAUACAAACAACGACUGUGGGGUGAUGCUGCCAAAAAACAGCUCCGGGGAGUUCUACGAUGUUGUUUUCUUGCUCUUCUCUGACGUGGUGCCGGGGAUGAUCAUGCUGAAGUGCUGCAUCUCCAUCUCUGUCCACCUGGUCAUCCAUCUCCGCCACAUGAAGGCCAGCAACAACGGCGCUCACCCCCCAAAGCUCGGCUCUCAGAUGAGGGUGAUCCAGAUGUCUCUGCUUCUCGUGGCCAACUUUCUCAUCUACCUCGUGGUCGACCUGUACUUAAACUACCAGGUUGUGAUAAAGCACAACACUUCUGUUGGCUUCACGUUCUUUGUCACUUCAGUCUACACCACUGUCACAGCCAUAGUACUGAUCUAUGGUAAGAAGACUCUUUGGAAAACCUUGAUCCAUGAUCUCAACACCUGUCUGGAUGAGUAUCCAUGUUUGUCUUGUUUAAAGCUGCCAGAACACAAGAAUGUAUCGAAGCCUCCUGCAAAAACUAAAAACUAA
Molecule: messenger RNA, 990 nt
Organism: Nematolebias whitei (Rio pearlfish)
Lineage: Eukaryota; Metazoa; Chordata; Actinopteri; Cyprinodontiformes; Rivulidae
Product: taste receptor type 2 member 38
Exons: 1
Coding region: 1-990 (329 amino acids)
Biological process (GO): sensory perception of taste; G protein-coupled receptor signaling pathway
Cellular component (GO): membrane
Molecular function (GO): G protein-coupled receptor activity
Source: RefSeq, a predicted model, not a curated record